AUCUUCUCUUCGACCAAGUGCAGAGAACUGUCCACCCAUCAAUACAGUCUGUACGGCCAGCUGGCAACUUGUGAUUGCGGUUAGAAAGUGGUGUUGCCUACAGCCGCCGAUCACGUCACCUUCCCUCCCAACAAGACGCAGCCUCGUCCGCACCUUCGCUCUCCUUCACCACCCACGCCUCCCUCUCGAUGGCGAACCGACUGGACACGAUGAAUCCCAGCGACACCACCAUGCCAUCUAUCAAUCAAGGCACUAAGAGUAGCACCUCCGCCCGACCUACGAACAACGGCAAUGUCGUCAAACGUCUUCAAUCCGAACUCAUGACUCUCAUGAUGUCUCCCACCCCCGGCAUCUCCGCCUUUCCCAGUGACACUGACAUCACUCGCUGGAACGCCACCAUCUCCGGCCCGUCUGGCACGCCAUACGAAACCCUGACGUUCAAACUCACCUUCUCCUACCCUCCGAACUACCCUUACGCCCCGCCAGAAGUGCUCUUCAAGACGCCCAUCUACCAUCCCAACGUCGAUAUGAGCGGGCGGAUAUGCCUUGACAUCCUGAAGCCCGCCGGACAAGGGAAAGAAGGGGCGUGGAGUGCGGUGUUGAAUACGGGCAGUGUGUUGUUGAGCAUCCAGAGUCUGCUCGGUGAGCCAAACAAUGCGUCACCCCUCAACGGCGAGGCUGCUUUGUUGUGGGAUCGCGACUUGACGGAGUACAAGAGGAAAGUCCUCGCCCGCCAUCAGGAGCCGAGUGAGCUGGACGGGGAGGGGAGCUGAGCUGGAGCGGGGGGGUGGGCAAAAUGACCUUGACGACAGUUGCUGGCUUGGGCCCGGUGACCUGACUCUGCAUAGCAAAUGGCGUUUCCUUGCUGAGCAUAUUGGAGGGCAUGGAUGAGCGUGGUGCCAUGCAGCUUGCCAGCCUGCUCGGACUUCCCCCACCUAGACAAACGUCAAGUCUAUUCACACCUUACCGUGAACUGGUCCUGAACAAGCACACAUCCUACUGGUGACGUGCUGCUUCAUGUCAUGCUCUCGACGCGUCCCGCCUUGUCCAGAAGUCUUGUAGCAUUCAUGCGCAGACAAGGCGCUCUCGGUCUGGGGAAUGAGGCAUGCACCGGGAUGGAGGUUGCACUAUAUCGUUGAUGUGGUUGGAAUUAUGCAAGCGCAGCGGAGCGCGUGUGCGGUUGGGGGAUGGGCAGCGAAAGCGGAAGCGGAGCUGAAGCCGGCGGACAUUGGUCCGACAGCGAUGGCAAUAAUUUGUAAUGUCCAAUCAACG
Neohortaea acidophila is the source of this 1272-nucleotide messenger RNA. RefSeq names its product ubiquitin-conjugating enzyme/RWD-like protein. The record is from RefSeq and is a predicted model, not a curated record. NCBI's taxonomy places the organism in Eukaryota, Fungi, Ascomycota, Dothideomycetes, Mycosphaerellales, Teratosphaeriaceae. The coding region runs from base 189 to 773 and encodes 194 amino acids. The transcript is spliced from 3 exons.